GCGCAGGGCACCGGGCCAACAAAGCGAUGUCAACAGGGUAUUUCCAUAGUCGAAUUGAGCGCACUGGGUCGCAUUCCUUCACUUUGCUACGGGAUUAAACGGCAGAAACUCAUGGUCCAUCUUUUUUUUGGGACCAUUCUCACAAAUUGCACUGCUUCAAACAGACCCUGUGGUCCAGUUAGUGUCGAAUUGUUGGGAAUGAAUCGGAAUUCACCCUAGCUUUGGACCAACAGACGAUAUUCAGCAUCGCAACAAUCGCCAACCACUGGCAGUAUUUCCCAAUCCAAUACAACCAAUAUGGAGAAAGAUGGUCUCGUCGGGUUGAGAGCUCCCAACGAACGGCCGGCCGAGUUGGCUGACUCGCGGAGGAGGGAUCCCUCUUUGCCAGUGAAAGACACAGGCUGGUCCUCACGCAUCAAGCAAAGAUACCCCAUACUCCAGAAAAGGCAAGGAAAAGCUCUCGUGAUCACCAUCCUGCUACUUCCCCUGUUGGGACUGCUCGGACUCUUGGUCCUUCGACAUGGGGGUUAUAGUAGUAGUGCAACCGGUGUUGGUGGCGGUGGUGGUAACGGACAGAAUGCUAUCACGGACGACACAUACUUUUAUGGACUAUCUGAGCCGGUGUAUCCUUCUCCGACUAUGACGGGCCUAGGCAGCUGGGCUGAGUCAUUGACGAAGGCCGGUGAUAUGGUCAAAAACAUGACAGUCGAGGAGAAAGUUAGCUUGACCACUGGCACUGGAGCACCGAAUGGCUGUUCUGGCAGCAUACCUGCCAUUACACGCCUGGGGUUUCCUGGACUUUGCUUGAGCGACGCAGGCAACGGACUUCGCGCGACGGAUUUUGUGAGUGGUUGGCCAAGCGGAAUACACGUUGGUGCGAGCUGGAACAGAAACCUCACCCGGCAGCGAGCUGUAAAUAUGGGGGGCGAGUUCAGAACGAAGGGUGUCAACGUCGCGUUGGGCCCCGUAGUAGGACCGGUCGGCAGAGUCGUUCGCGGGGGUCGUAUUUGGGAAGGCUUUGCUGUAGAUCCUUAUCUGUGUGGUGCUUUGGCAUACGAAACGGUUUCUGGAAUUCAGUCCACUGGCGUCAUCACGAGCACCAAGCACUUUAUUGGCAAUGAGCAAGAGACGAACCGAGUUCCGGGAGGUGGUGUCGAAGCGGUGUCAUCGAAUAUUGAUGACAAGACGAUGCAUGAGCUUUAUCUCUGGCCUUUCCAAGACGCGGUCCUCGCAGGAUCGGGUAACAUCAUGUGCAGCUAUCAACGAGUCAACAACUCUUAUGGUUGCUCUAAUAGCAAGACACAGAAUGGUCUACUCAAGACGGAGCUUGGGUUCCAAGGAUUUGUCGUCUCUGAUUGGGGUGCUAUGCACUCUGGUGUUGCGACCGCACUUGCUGGAAUGGAUAUGGUGAUGCCGUCGUCGGAUAUGUGGGGCGACAAACUCACUUCUGCCGUCUCCAACGGCUCGGUAUCCGAGGCUAGACUGGAUGACAUGGCAACACGGAUCAUUGCCUCUUGGUACCAAAUGAAGCAAGACCAAGACUUUCCAGACCCUGGUGUGGGCAUGCCUUCUGAUUUGACGAAGCCGCACCGUAUUGUGGACGCACGAGACGUUUCUUCGAAGCGGAUUCUGCUAGAUGGAGCAGCCGAGGGUCAUGUCCUUGUGAAGAAUAUCAACAAUGCACUGCCGCUCAACAAACCGCGGAUGCUCUCGCUAUAUGGGUACUCAGCCAGGAACCCUGAGCAGUGGAACUACAAUUCAUCUGGUGGAGUUCCCGCGUGGACGUUUGGCGGCGAGUCAGCAUACUUCGGAAAAGAUAUCUCUGUCGGGUUCGCUGGUGAAGAGGCCGAAUCGCCUUCUCAAAUAGCUCCGAACGGGACAAUCGUGAGUGGUGGCGGCAGCGGCGCGGCUACGCCGGCGCAUAUCAGAAGCCCUUACGACGCUCUAAACUCGCGGGCGUACGGGGAUGACACAGCUUUGUUUUGGGACUUUUAUUUCUCAAAUCCCUACGUGGCCGCAGCCUCGGACGCUUGCAUUGUUUUGGUGAAUGCCUUCGCCUCCGAAGGAUAUGACCGUCCUGGCAGUCUCCACGACGACUAUACGGACGGUCUGAUCAAGCACGUCGCCGACAGCUGCAAUAACACGAUUGUAGUGUUUCAGAAUGCCGGAGUUCGUCUGGUGGAUCAGUUCGUGGACCAUCCUAAUGUUACAGCGUUGAUCUUCGCACAUCUUCCUGGGCAGGAGUCUGGUGAGGCAUUAGUCUCGCUGUUAUAUGGCGACACAAACCCAUCGGGCAAGCUGCCGUACACUGUGGCUCACAACGAGUCGGACUACGACCACCUUCUGGGUCCGGACUUACCGGAGGGUAUCUUUGAGAAUUUCCCUCAGUCCAAUUUCACUGAAGGCGUCUACAUCGACUAUCGUCACUUCGACGCCAGAAACAUCACGCCACGAUACGAAUUUGGCUUCGGAUUGUCCUACACCACCUUUAACUACUCAAACCUGCAAAUCGAGAAGAACAACACCGCCGAUACAUCGAGAUACCCGACGGGGCCUGUUGUCGUGGGCGGACAGGCCGAUCUGUGGGAUAUCAUUGCAACCGUGACUGCCGACAUCCAAAACACCGGCGAUGUGGACGGGGCAGAAGUAGCCCAGUUGUACGUGGGCAUCCCCGACGCGCCAGCGAGGCAACUCAGGGGCUUUGAGAAACCAUUCAUCAACGUCACGCAGUCAACUACGGUCACUUUUGCACUGAACAGAAGAGACUUGUCGGUUUGGGAUGUCGUUGCGCAGAAGUGGCUCCUUCAGUCGGGAUCGUAUAGCGUGUACGUUGGCUCUAGCAGUCGGGAUCUUCCAUUGCGAGGCACGUUGUCUUUGUGAACUUCAAAUUUGGAGCUGGGCCCUGUGCAUUCCACGGGUGAGAUCUAGAUCUUGGGUUGUUUGUGAUAACAAUGGAUAGAUGGCUUAGACGUUUACUGGAUGGUGGAGCGUGGAUAAGCCAAUGAUUAGGGUGUCAAGGAUGGGAUACUCGGAAAAUUUAAGGUGUAAUGAGAGAUGAUCCGGCCUGGAAAGUUGGGCUGUAAUAUGGACUUGCCACUGUAUAUUCAGUAAUUAUGUUAUGGUUUGGAAACGGAAGACUGGCAAAUUGCCAUCCUGUGACUAAGUAAUAAAUACAACGGGUUCGACAGUAC
Molecule: messenger RNA, 3191 nt
Organism: Pseudomassariella vexata
Lineage: Eukaryota; Fungi; Ascomycota; Sordariomycetes; Amphisphaeriales; Pseudomassariaceae
Product: glycoside hydrolase family 3 protein
Exons: 6
Coding region: 298-2880 (860 amino acids)
Biological process (GO): glucan catabolic process
Molecular function (GO): beta-glucosidase activity
Source: RefSeq, a predicted model, not a curated record